UACGCUUCAUUUUUAUUAUUAUUUUUUUUUUGUAUGAGUGUGAUGUCUGUGCCUGAUCGCUCCUGUUCAUGGAGCGGAUCUGUGUGCAGGUAUGUGGGGGUAAAAAGGAAAGCAUAUCAGCAUGGAAAAAAGGCUUCCGAAAAGAGAAAGUUUUCUCUGUGCCACCAAGGGUAUUUUGACUUUGUGGCGAGUUAUGAUUUUGGUUGAGAUGUACAUAUGUAUGAGAUAUAUUUAAUGCACCUUAUAGCUUACUCUCUUGUGAUAUGUGACAUUCCAAGGAACUCCGUUUUCGGAAGUCUUGUAAUUUUUGCGUCCUUUCCCUAUUUUUUGGUCACAAAUAAUCAAUGUUGCUUAAACCGAUAGCCGAUAAUUUUCUAAGCUUUAGUGUUGUUAACAGCUGUUUGGUGCAACUAGUGUUGAAAAGGACUACCUUUAAUUCUAGUUGAAGCAAAAAAUCAAGAGAGUACGAUACCCCAAUUUCGCGCCAUGUACUACGAGUACCAGGAUCUGUCAAGUAACCAGUUUGACAGCAGCUGUAAUUAAAGUUCAAACUCAUGUUUUCCCAUUAAUGCCCAAAAACAUAAUGCACAGCCAACAAUUAUAAGUUGCUAUUUUUUUUUAAUUGAAUGCAACGAUUACAACAAUUGGCAGCGGCUGAAAAAAAGAACUGCACGACCUCGACAUGCAAAAAGCCGCUCUGGACGUUGGCCCGAGAGCAGCGUGCAGCUUGCAGCUUUCAGCGUGCAUGAUCAAGCCGGCAGUGUUUGUGGAUCGCAAGUGUGGAACCCAAGAGAAUCAAAGACGAGCUAGCCGAGAGAGAGCCAGAUCGAGAGCGCGCUCCCAACAGGGCAUAACGGCUUUUACUGUUAACCCAUGUGGGGGCCGGCGCACAAAAGCUUGAAUUGAAUUUUCAGCUGACUUCAGUCUGCCGCACGCCAGGCUACGAAACGGACGCUCUCUGCUCUUGCUCUUGGCCACAGAAAAAACCCGUUCGCGACCGUCGCACCCGAUUCGUCUCGUACUCGGCACUCGUUCCGUACCCGUACCCUUACCCUUACCCGUGUUUCGGUUGGCAGCCGCGCAUGCGCAAAGUGUUUCGUAAUUGACAGCCAGCGAGCAGCAACAGAAACAGCAGCAGCAGCAGCGGCUUGUCCCAGUUUCCAGUUCGCUUUUCAUUUCGUUGUAGACAGAGAUUUGUAGAUUUUUUGGUAAUCCCCACGGGUCGUGCAAAUGCAUCAUUGAGUGUUGCGGGAAUAGUAUAUUGAAAGCGGCCAAGUGAUGUGCAAUCGACUACGUUCCAAGCCCAGACGACAAGCAACAGACGACGCCAACACCCACAAAAAUCAGCAAGGAGAGCGGCAGGAUUAUGAGAUCGCAUGUGGCCGUCUAUCGCGCGCCAGACAACGGGAACAUCCUCGCUGGACCAUUUGCUAGAUACCAUCAGCAUCAGCACCAGCAACAGCACUUGCACUGGGCCUCAACGCCGCCGGUUUCUUCCGCCACUUCAGCCACCGCCGCCUGCUACAAUCAGCUACAGCGUCAGCGCCUGCAUCAUGGACCACACGUUCGCUGGACACCUGCUCAGGCGCAGACUCCACUCCCUCCAUCCCCUCAGCCAGCCAGCUACGGCAUUGGUCUGUCCAUACCGCCUGUGGUUAAUCAGCAGCGCAUCAACGAGUGCGCAGGAAUCCCACUCAUCUCGAACGCAUCCAGCCACUUGUCGCCGGGCCAGCGUCAGCGUUUGCUAAGGAAGACGGCUCCAAAGACGCCACCAUGGCCCCCGACGGGGGUGCACACCAUGUCCCAGCUGGCGGCCCACGCCCAGGGAAUGCCGCUCCUCCAGCAGAACGGCAAGCAGAAUCUGCCACAACACCACCAGCCGCAACAGCAGCACCAUCCCCCCUCGUGGAGUGCCUACCAGCCAAUGCCCCCAACCAGCCAAAGUUUUAAGCUGGCGGAUAAAUCUCGGGCCCUACGAUACCAGAACUCUGCUCCGCCCAUGCUCCAAAGCCAGGAGAAGCAGACGCUGGCUGGCAGUGCCACUAGCGGCCAGGAUGCCACACCGACGCCGGAGAGCUGCCUGCCACGAAUCAUCAAGCCGCGCAAGCGGCGCAAGAAGGAUCGAAAGCCCGGCAACGGAGUCUUACUCAAGAUAGAACCGGAUAUGCAGAUGAAGGCGUCCGUCCAGGGAGAGGAGCAUCCAUACCAUCAUCUACUGACUCUGGGCGGAGGGGGCGGACUCCUGCAUCAUGAUCACACGCACGGCGUUUGUUUCUGCAGGGACUGCGAUCCGCUGCGAUCCCUGUGGGACUAUCAGGCACAGACACUGCAUCGCUCGCUCUCCGAUGCCUCGUCCAGCGAGCCGGGCGGUGGCAGUCGGGAGUCCUCUUCCUCCACCUCGUCCACGCACUCGUCGGACAGCUCCUGCGAUAGCUCCAUCUGCUCCCAGAGCCUGCCACCGGCCUGCAACGCUCCCACUCUGCCGGAGGAAACCGUCGAGGAGUUUGCCCCCAUAACCGGGGACAGCAGUCGCGCGGAGAUUGUGGGAGUCAUUGGAUCGCAGCGCAGCCACCAAGUGGGUCAUGCCCAUGAGGGCGUUAUCGCGACGCCCUCGCAGUGCAGUCUCAGCGAUGACUCGGGCUACGGCGAUAUCUUGAGUGGGAUUAACAUAGCCAACGAUCUCUUUGGCAACUUUGGCUUCAAAGGCAGGGCAUCAUCGGAAUCAUCCUACUCCUCCGCCUGCGCCCAGGCGGAGACGCUGCUCGACGAGAGCAUCAGCGAGAUAUCGAGGAAGCUCAUCGAGACGUGCAGCAGCAAUGCGUCAUCGUCGGGCGGAGAUCGGCACGGAUCGGUAUUGGGAUCGGGAGCCAGCGACAGUGGCUUGGAUAGUGCUGGCAGCUACAGUCGAGACUCUGGCCUCGUCUUUAGCUUUGAGCAUUUGAAUCUGAAUCGGAACCUGACGGAUGCGACGCCCACAUCUUUGGAUUUUCUUGUGGAUUGCAACAACAACAACAGCUGCGACAGCAACCAAAAGAGCAACAAUAGCAUCAGCAUGAGCAUCGACAAGGAAGGAACAGCGUCACAGCAAUUUUAUAACAAUUGCUUUGGCCUGUUGUGGCAGCAGCAGCAGCAGCAGCAUGGUGGAGGUGGAGGCGGACACGAUGACAGCCAAGUGGCAGCUGCCAAACCAAGCCAAAACCAAAGCCAAGACCGAGACAGCCGCCGCGACACACCCACAAGCAGGCGGCUGAUACUGGGAACGUUGCACGGUAAAUUGAAGCCAGCAUUUUCCACCAUCUCGUGACGACGACAAUGAAAAACUAAUCAAAUAUCCAAAGCGACAAUCCCCUGGAAUAUAUAUAAUAAGUGAAGGAAGGGAGGAGUCGCCGCCGUCGCCGUCGCCUUGCCCUUAAAAGGCAGGCGUUCGAAAGUCGUUCAUUUUGAAUGAGAGAGGGAGAGAGAUUGAUCCGCGCAGACGCAGCUGUGGGGCGGACGAUGCGUGGGUGCAUGGAGAGAAAAUGUAUAUUCAAAAAAUGUCCAAUUUCUACCAAACAUCAAUUGCAUAAGCUCCUAAACGAAAGAGCCGAGAAAGAAUAAAAGCUAUUAAAUUCGUUCAAGGCAUAUUCGUAUGUGGAGACGAUCAUCACAUCAUCAUCACGAUCAUCGGGCGACUCUGAAGAAAGCAAAAACAAAAGGCCAACCAAGUUGUACAAACCCCAAACCCCGAUGGAAAUCGUACGAAACGGAACAGAAAGACAGGCCGCCGGAGCCGACGCCGCCGGGACUUGGGAGACUGGAUGGAAACCUUGUACAUACAACACUUUAGCUUAAAAACUUUCACUUUCACUGCCUGCGACGCUGCGUCGAUUUGUAUUUUUAAGACAGUGUUUCUUUGUUGUUUCUUUUUCUUUUUGCCAAAGACCACAAGUGGAGGACGGGGAGCGGCAGCGGGUUGCGGGUGGAGGGAACGAUGUGAGAGAGAGAGACUUGGGUUCGCGAGACUCUUAUGCAGAUUUUGUGGCGCAAAAAGAAGAAGAAACUUUGUAGAAAUCGGAUAGAGAUUGAACUACGAAAUGAACCUAUAAUAUACUACUAUACCUGUACUAUAUCUACAGAUCUACCGAGUAUAUCUAGCUAUAUCUACAGAUCUACAACCAUAAUUAGAGGUAUAUCUAGACAUACCUAUAUAUCUACAUUAUAUACAUAUACUUAAUUGCUGUUGUUAUUUGUGCAUUAACGUUAAACCCAGGAGUUUUGUAUAGAUUUGUACGGGGUGUGUGUUUAUGGGUUACUUUUAGCUGGUAGCUGUAGGACAUUAUCGAGCUUAAGCCAACGUUCCUACAUAAUAAUAUUGUUUUAUCUUCGACUCCUUGGGUUCUAUUUAAUAUUAUUUUUAGGGUAUAAUCGUGUCGAAGCGCUACAACGUGAACUUUUCUUAGUUUUGUAAGUCCCUAAGUUAUCCUUAAACACAAAAGGAAGGAUCUCUGUGAGGGUUAUAUAAGUCUAUUGGUUAGUAAAUCUAUCAUGUGCAUGGAAUUUCGAAAUGCAAGCACACUUGUGAGUUGGUGCAUGAUCAGAUCCUCAGAUUUGAAUGGAAAUUACAUGUAAAGUGGUAUUCGAAGGUUUCAUUCGAAGAUGGUUCGGGGUAAGGGAUAGUCCAGUCGAUCUAGAUACCGAGUGGGUGGGGAGUGGGUCUUACCUUAACUUAAUGUAAUUUCAAUGUUCUCUUGAGCAUUCCCCUGAUUCAGUGAGUUUUUUGGGGCAAAAUAAUGUAUUUCAUUAUUAAAUCAUUUUAUUCCUUGAAUUCUAUAACAGUUAUUAUGAGAAAAUUAUCAGAUUCGUGAAACUUUAUUCAAAUGAACUUCUAAUUAUAAAACCCAGCUUAAAAUCCCUCUGUAGAAGUCAUGGAAUAUCUCAGAGACUACUGUAAACGCUAGCACCCAGCUUUUAACUCGACAAGAUCGAUUCUUGAAGUACCAUUCAUUCUUUUCAUUUCAAAUAACGACUCAUAAUUUUGGAAUUGUAACGAAUUAGAUGUGUUGUAGAUGAGAUCUUGCUCCGUGGCAGUGGAGAUCUGGUGCAACAAUUAAUUCCGAUUGUGAAGAUCGCCAAAGCAUAAAAUCUAAAUCUGAAAAUCGAGAGCAGCCCUAGUUACCUGCUUUGUUUGUUGGCGAGUAAAAGUUUUCGCCUGUUAUUUUUUUUCUCUCUUUUUAAUUAAAAGAAACUCACGAACGCGGGCGCGCAAGCGCACUGAAAUUGCUUGGAAGUUUUCCGCUCUACUCGACUCUGCCUCUGACUCUGACUCCGGCUUCGACUUUGGCUUCGAGUCUUCGUCUCAGCCUCAGCAUCAGCUUCAGAGCUGCUGGAAAAUGUCACAGAUUUUCCAUUGGCAAGUUCCGGCAGACAGGCACAGACAGACAGCGACUUGUGUUACAAUUCCCCAGAUAGAAAUUACCACUCGAAGCUAAUUUAUUUAAUUAUUAUUUUCACUAGUUUGUAUUGUAUUUUAUUUUAGUGUUUGUUUGUUCGUAAGCAUCGUUUUUGCACAAAUAACAAUAUAGUUUACACAGUAACCUCCCCCUCUAUUAUAACCACAACGAUCCCAGCCCCACAGUUGUAUCCCGCCCCCAUACAAAAACACACAAAAACCCUAUUUAUUUUGAUUAAGUUCGAACUCGAGAACUCAAUAAAAAGUGUAAACAGAAAUGUCAAACAAAAAGAACUUGAUUGCUGUUUUGAUAGCCCCGAAAAAGUGGAGGUUGGAGAAGAUACCCUCAAAAGACUUCAUCUUCUAAUGAGGCACGUACGAGAGGUGGAAAAACAAACAGAACUUUCGUGCGGGUUUCCGUAGGCCUACGAGCGCAAUGCACUUGAAGAUGAACUUUCCCAAAACAUUAGCUCUUGAAGACAGAAGACGAUGUCUUUUCUCAUGGCCAGAGAGUAGAGGAGGUGGCUGGAAUCCCACUGUGGAUGGACAGAUAAAAUUUGAUGAAUUGGCUGUGCCGUCCAGGCUCCAACCCUUCACCUUUUUGCGAAAAAGAUUAACCGCUGUAAUAACCGUACCUGGCAAAUUAAUUUUAAACAUUUUGUGCCCGUCAUUAGGCUAAUUAAUGUCUCCAUUUUAGGGUUGUAUUUUUCUCGUCAUCCAGCUUGUUCUGUUCUGUAUUCUAUUUUUUUUUUUUUAAAUGCUGCUAAAGACGCCUAUUUCCCAUUUGCAACCGUCGGGGGAACUCGCAUCAUCAGGGCUUUCACAACGAGGUCUGAACCUCCAGAGGUCCGGACCCGGACCGGCGCAGACCGGACCGUCGAGCGUUGAGUGGGUCAGUGGAUAAUUGGGUCAUUUGCAACACUGUUUGCGCCAUCAGCUUCAGUCAGCAUCGGGUACGGUACGAGCCACCGAGUGGCAGUGGCAGAGGCAGCAGCAGCAGCGGUGGCUAAUGUGUUUUGGCUACGUCAAUAAAUGCGUCGCGUCGCGUCGCGUUGCUGUUGUUCUUCUCUCCAACCAAGCGGGGCCAGGCCAGGCCAUCUCUCUCAGACACUAUGUGUUUCACCAUCCACCAUGUCGCUCGGCUUCGCUCUCUCCUUCCUUCUGGCCACUCAAAAUUUAAUUGUUUUUCCUCACCUUCCCUAACCGGGCAGGGGGUAUGCGCGCUUUGUCGUUCUGUGAGCAUUGAACCGAAAAAGAGGCAACCAAUUAGUUUUAGUUGCGACAUGAUUUGGGUAUCUUCUGGAUCGUGACUCAGAUUUCAGAAUAUCGAAAAUUGUUUCGAUUAGGUCAAAGAUGCAGUUAUUGAAAGAAUUUUGUGCACAGGCCUAGUGAGAAAUUGAGCGAAAAGUGGGAAAUCUACAUAUAAUCCUUAAAAAAAAUACAUUUAUGGAAUCGCAGCAGUAGAUUAGAUAAUUUGUAUGGAUCCCUUCUAGAUCUAUGAAGGGAAAACGUCGAUUCUUUUCGUGUUGUAAGAACAAAAAUUGUAAGAACUUAGCAUCAAAUCUGUAUAAUUAAUUUUACUGUUGUUUCCUCUAUUUUGGUUGGUUCCAUAUUGUUAGUAAACCACAAAUCAGCUGUUUCAUAACGCAAUAAUGCAGCACAACGACAACUUCGAUAUCGAUGUCAAACGAUAUGCCCGGUGUAACUGGGCUAUAAGUCCGCUAUAAUACUAGGUGUAGAAAGCCGUGUAAAGCCGUAGUAAGUAGUAUUACCUAAAAGACAUAAAUCCAUGACACUGGCAAGGAAGUUUCCCAAUUGAUUAGUCAGCUCUCUGAUCGAUUUAGUUAUCGAAUGCAACCUUACAAUUAACCAUUAUUCAGUUAUCGACUGAAGAUGUCAAAGUAAACACUUUAAAGACUUCAAACAUUGGAUAUUGAAUAGUUGGUAGGUUCUGGAAAGGGUAUUCCAAUCGCCACUUGGACUACUUCAAUAAUAUUCUUACCUGUUGCUUCUUCUACUGACAUUUUUCAUUUUGUCUUGCCAUUUUCUGUUUUUUUUUUUUUUUUGCACAUUUCCUCUGUGUGCCCCCUGCUUUGUCGUCUAGCUACUUUUCCACCAAGUUGACUUUUCUUUUGGAUGGAAAAUUAGCAUUUCGCCAUGAAAUUGAAAGUUUCAGUUUCCAAUUAACUUGGCCAGUUCAGUGGGCCAGACGAAAAAAACGUUCAUCAUCACGGCAUCGCAUGGGCAAUAGGCAAUAGGAACGGAUUGUUAAAGUUCCUCUCGGAACGAACUUCCUCCUCCGUUCGCGAGAGAUGGAGAGAGAAAGAGACUUACAUAUAAAAGCACAAAAACAACAUAAGAAAUAUGCUGUUAAUCCGAAUAAAGGCCAAAUGUCUACGAAAAAGGUUACGCAAAAUGUCAAACAGUUAAGAAUCCCAACUCCUAACGGCCACAAAUGUCAUUAUUACAUUUAUUUUCCCACUUUUAAUGUCGUCUGCGAAUGCUCUUUGCUUGGGUCCC
Molecule: messenger RNA, 7948 nt
Organism: Drosophila miranda
Lineage: Eukaryota; Metazoa; Arthropoda; Insecta; Diptera; Drosophilidae
Exons: 1
Coding region: 1367-3304 (645 amino acids)
Source: RefSeq, a predicted model, not a curated record